AUGGCUCAUCUAUCGCCCUCUCAAGCCUGGGAUAGCUUGCCCACUCCUGAGAUAUAUGAACCAAACGGACGGGAACUCUCAAGACAAUUCGUUCCUUCUGACAACGACGAUGUUGAGGUCAGCGAGAAAAAACACUUAUCUCAAACCAUUGACAUCUAUGACCCGAACCGGCCGAAACUACCUAUUCGACAGAGACUUCAACACUUCACCUGGGCUUGGUAUACUUUCCCCAUGAGCACUGGUGGUCUCUCCUUGCUCAUAUUCGCACAACCCAAUCAGUUCACUGGUCUGAAGACUGUGGGCUUAGUCGUUUACAUCAUCAACAUCAUAAUAUUUUCACUCAUCACAAUGACUAUGACUGCUCGCUUCUUACUACACACCGGUGAGCUGGUUCGGUCACUUACCCACCCAAGGGAAGGUUUUUUCUUCCCAACCUUUUUUCUCUCCAUCGCCACAAUCAUUACAAGUACACAACGAUACGCCAUACCAGAUGAUCACGUCGUACUAGAAUGGGUCAUACAAGCUGCUUUUUGGGUGUAUGUCGCUUUGACAUCAGUGCUGGCCAUCGGCCAAUACAGUUACGUCUUUGCGGCUCAUCACCUCAGCUUGCAGAACUUUAUGCCGACCUUGAUCUUGCCAAUCUUUCCCAUCAUGCUCUCGGGAACGAUUGCAUCCGUCAUUGCGGCAACGCAGCCUGAAAUCGCAGCCAUGCCGAUUCUAGUUGCUGGACUUACGUGCCAAGGCCUUGGAAUGUCAGUGGCCGUAUUAAUGUACGCCCAUAUGAUUGGAAGGUUGAUCCAAUCUGGUCUUCCUAACCGAGAGCACCGACCUGGCCUUUUCAUGUGUGUUGGUCCACCAUCUUUCACUGCCUUGGCCUUAAUCGGCAUGGCGAAUGGUGUCCCAGACAGCGUUGAAGAGCUGGCCAUUGACAAGAGUGUCAUCAAGGUAGUGGCCGUUCUAGUAGCGAUCUCUCUCUGGGCCCUUAGCUUUUGGUGGUUUGGCAUUGCCGUCGUUGCUGUGGUUUCGUCACCCCCCAAAUACUUUCACCUUGGCUGGUGGGCUAUGGUGUUUCCCAACACAGGCUUUACGCUGGCGACAAUCUCUAUCGCCAAGGAGCUGAUAAGCGCAAGCUUUCAGUGGGUCACAACAGGAAUGAGUGUCUGCAUGCUCGUCAUAUUCAUCUUUGUCUUGUACAACCACGCCCGAGCAGUUGUUGUUCAAGAUAUCAUGUAUCCGGGGAGAGAUGAGAAUGUAGAGGACCAUUGAGAAACGUCUACUGGACAUGAAUCUAUGAGUCAAGGAUGACAACUGAAAUAGACAAGGGAAUAAUUUUUUUCGAUGUAUACUUCUUCUUUUGGUGAUGUUUGGAUAUAUUUAUACUUGUAAUUUUAGUAUCUGCCGGUGUUGAUGGUGUAUGUAUUGUAUGUAACAUGUGCGUCUGAAGCUGAAUGUAGAAUAGAAACAUGAUGAGAUCUUUUUUA
Molecule: messenger RNA, 1481 nt
Organism: Trichoderma harzianum CBS 226.95
Lineage: Eukaryota; Fungi; Ascomycota; Sordariomycetes; Hypocreales; Hypocreaceae
Exons: 2
Coding region: 1-1266 (421 amino acids)
Biological process (GO): malate transmembrane transport
Cellular component (GO): membrane
Molecular function (GO): malate transmembrane transporter activity
Source: RefSeq, a predicted model, not a curated record